AUGACCCUAAAUAUUUCCAGACACCUCUUUGUUGACUCGGACACACGUAGCCGUCAGCAAUGGUGCCCAAAAGACGUCCUAGAUCUUUGCGGAGAUGACCGCUGCGUUGGUUAUGCCCCCAGCAAGGGUCGCAAAUGCCAUGCACGCAUAGCUUAUUGGUCCCGGAGUACGAUGGAAUCAAUCAUGGACGAUAUGUCACAACAGCCGCCCGAUCCUACCAUUCUGCGGCCCCAGCUCGAACAUCUCGCUAGCUAUGGACUCUGUGUACGUUACCAUCAACGACAGAUUGAUUCCAUGGUGCGAAAAUGGAGCAGCAAGAUAUACGCAGCUUUCCCCACUGGCAGGGCUCCAGUCAGUAAUCUAUGGCCAUCCAACAUGACGGCAUCUUCCAUAUCGUCCACUACGCCUCCUCAGCUUGAGAAUCUCCGCGACAUGAUACAGGAGACAAUGAGAUGUACGAAUGAGCUCUUGGAGAUCGUAUCGAACAAUCAUCCACCAGUCCAGACAAUAUCCAUGGCUAGCACCUCAGUAUCUGAAAUCUCUUCACCAGCGCCGUCCCGACGUUCCUCUAUACCAUCCGACUCGAGUGAAGAUACUGCCAUUUCAUCAACCAGUGAUUCCGCAGAAUCGACACGUCAGACCACCACUCCACCAAUUUCUACCUCUCCGAUUCCAAGAACAGCUACACCCUCGUCCGUAGACGACACAACGGAACUCCUACCAUCAUCACGACCCUCUCCCCAACCACAACCUUGCACCCGUCCUCACGCCCGCCUUAUCCUCCUCUCCGACCCCUGCCCAAUCUGCCACGAAGGCGGCCCUCUCUCCUCCUCCCCCGCUACAGACUUAGUCUGGUGCAAAUCCAGCUGCGGCCGCCCCGUCCACAAAUCCUGCUUCGAAGCGUGGCGCACACAACGCGAAAACGACGGCGAGGACCCUACCUGCGUCAUCUGUCGCGCAGACUGGGAUGAUGAGUGCGACUGCCAAGGUUGUCAUCAUGUUCCGCGGCGAUCCGGCGACACGGCGUGCGCGAUAUGUCUUGAUGGGCUGGACGCGACAUCAGAGGCUGAAGAAGGAGGGACUGUAUGGUGUAAAGACGGGUGCGGUAAGAGUGUGCAUAAGACUUGUUUUGAGGUUUGGCAAGGACAUUGUGCGGAUGCUGGGAGGGAUGCGACGUGUGUGAUGUGUCGUGCGGCUUGGAAUACUGACUGCUCAUGUUAG
Molecule: messenger RNA, 1221 nt
Organism: Bipolaris oryzae ATCC 44560
Lineage: Eukaryota; Fungi; Ascomycota; Dothideomycetes; Pleosporales; Pleosporaceae
Exons: 1
Coding region: 1-1221 (406 amino acids)
Molecular function (GO): ubiquitin protein ligase activity
Source: RefSeq, a predicted model, not a curated record